AUGAAAAUCCAUGGUGCUGUCUUACUGGUAUUACUUUGUAUGGGAGUAAAUACAUCGCCAAACAGAGGAACUCCGUAUUUAGACGUGGAGUAUGUGGUUAAUGGAACAAAGAAAUCCGGAAGAAUUACAUUUGAAUUAUACUGGGAUGCUGCUCCGAAAACAGCUGCUAAUUUCUAUAAACUUGUUGAGGGAACACAUAUUGGAAACGAAUUUUAUAAAUAUGAAGGUUCCAUAUUUCAUAGAAUUAUUCCCGAGUUCAUGAUGCAAGGAGGAGAUAUUGUCAAAGGAAAUGGCACCGGGUCUAUUUCUAUAUAUGACGGCCAACCUUUUGAGGACGAAAAAUUCAUAUUUGGCCAUGAUGGAAUCGGUAAAUUAUCCAUGGCCAAUAGUGGGCCAAAUUCCAAUGGGUCUCAGUUCUUUAUUACCUUUUCUCCACAACCUCAUCUUGAUCGAAAGCACGUAGUCUUUGGGAAUGUCAAUGAAGACUGCAUUUCACUGAUCAAGGAUAUAGAAAAGGUAGAUAUCUAUAGCACUAGACCCAUACCUCCUGUAAAAAUAGUCAAAUCGGGAAUAAUGGAGAAAGAUAGGAAGGAGUAUCUUUAG
Molecule: messenger RNA, 603 nt
Organism: Encephalitozoon intestinalis ATCC 50506
Lineage: Eukaryota; Fungi; Microsporidia; Unikaryonidae
Product: peptidyl-prolyl cis-trans isomerase
Exons: 1
Coding region: 1-603 (200 amino acids)
Biological process (GO): protein peptidyl-prolyl isomerization; protein folding
Molecular function (GO): peptidyl-prolyl cis-trans isomerase activity
Source: RefSeq, a predicted model, not a curated record